AUGGCCGAAGUAGCCUUUGCCAAGCAAUUCCUGGCGGCGCUGGACCCUCGCCCUGUCAGGAUCUCGCCGGAUCAUGUGCAGGACCCCAGGGAAUAUCCUCCCAGAACCGCCUAUAUCCUGGCCCGCGCACCCCGCCAAAUGUCCAAGCCCAGCUCGACAGCCUCCCGAUCUGCACCUGGCUCCGAGCGAUCAGUGACCGUCACACUCAAGUCGCUUCGCAACCCACCUCUCGACAUCAAGCUUACUUCGCAGCCGCUCAACACAUCGGUGCUGGAUCUGAAGCAGAAAGUUGCCGAUGAGACGAGCGUACCGCUGGACAAGAUCAAGCUGCUGUACAAGAAGAAGCCCGUGGUCGAUUCCAAGGUGCUCAAGGAGCUCUUGGGUGAGGACGAGAGUACAACUGUCGAAUUUGGCGUCAUGGUGUUGGGCGGUGCUGCGGCUGCCGUCAAGAAGGAUGCGCCCGCCAGCACAGAUGUUGCCCAAGGCACGAGCGGUACAGCGACAGUCGAGACAGCCGAGUUCUGGGACGACUUGAAGGGCUUCUUGUUGCAGAGAAUACGGGACGAGAAAGAGGCGUCGGAACUGUUUGAAACAUUCCAGACGGCAUACAAGAGUAAAAAAUAA
Messenger RNA from Pestalotiopsis fici W106-1, 624 nucleotides. RefSeq lists its product as uncharacterized. Gene Ontology annotation, biological process: post-translational protein targeting to endoplasmic reticulum membrane. The transcript has 2 exons. Gene Ontology annotation, molecular function: protein binding. The record is from RefSeq and is a predicted model, not a curated record. Bases 1 to 624 code for a protein of 207 amino acids. NCBI's taxonomy places the organism in Eukaryota, Fungi, Ascomycota, Sordariomycetes, Amphisphaeriales, Sporocadaceae.